Molecule: messenger RNA, 938 nt
Organism: Saccostrea cuccullata (small rock oyster)
Lineage: Eukaryota; Metazoa; Mollusca; Bivalvia; Ostreida; Ostreidae
Exons: 4
Coding region: 6-938 (310 amino acids)
Source: RefSeq, a predicted model, not a curated record
CUACGAUGAUGAAUGUUGAAAUAUCCCGAUUUGUGAUGUUUGUCCUUCUACCACGAAUCAGAGCUGUGGACAUUGAGGUCUCGACGGCGGAUAACAGGCAAUAUGUGAAGCUGAGUACGUAUUGCAUUAUUGCUGCAGGAAGAUCAUUCUACACAUUUAAGGUCAAGGCAAAGAACGAUGCACAUUUUGCCUUAAUGAGCGAUGACGACGACACGCGUCCUUUGUAUGAGAUUGUUAUUGGAGGCUGGAACAACAGAAAAUCAUGUAUUCGAACAGGGAAACAGCUUCCAUGCCUCAGUACCUAUAGUCAAACCGUACUCAGUCAAGCUGCCUAUAGGUCAUUCUGGGUGACUUGGAUUGGAGGAAACAUCGUAGUUGGUGAAGGAGAUACCAUUAACGUGAACGGAAUCAUGAGCUACCACCAUUCAAGCCCGUAUCCUAUAAAUUUCUUUGCAGUUAUGACUGGAUGGGGUGCUAGUGGACACUGGAAAUUCAAUAAUGACGUGGGGUGCACUCCGCAUGAUUACAACAAUACCAGAAUAGUAGAAAACUACACAGAAUGCUGUGGAAACAUGACAUACGAGUGUGACAAGGGAUACUAUCUACACAGUGGAAAUUUACAACGAACUUGCUUCCCGAACAGAACGUGGUCAGGGGACCCCCCUUAUUGUAAACGCUGCAAGUGUUUGAUUGACCAGAAUCUCACCACUCCAAAAGAUUUGACCAAAAGAAUUGAACAAUUAACAAAGGAGCUAAAGGUCCAUUAUAAUUCAACGAAUGCUUUUCAUAGAAGGAAAACAUGUGCUCCCGACAAGAGACAUUCCUCCAUCUGUCUUGGGUGGCUUUUCGGUUACUUUGUUAUUGUCUCUAUGACAAUAACUUUAGUUAUUACAGAUUUGAAGCGACUAUACAGGCAUAUUUGCUUUGGGGAAGACUGA